AUGGAAGGGCCCGCUAGGCCCAGAUCUAGGCCCGCUGGCCCAGAUCGGCCGCCACCACCAGGUGACACGGGAGCGUCGGCUGACGAGGCGUUGCACACCACCGCCGUGACCGCCCGCCUCGCCGCCAGCCACGGCGGGAUCCGCGCCGGCCUGGGCCGGAGCCGGCGCCCUCCAACACCGCCUGGUCGAGCCCGCCCCGUCGGGCCUCCCAAGCGCACGGGAGAGAAGGAAACCGCUGCCGCCAGCACCGCCCGAGCUUUGCUCGGCGGCUCCCGCCAGCGGCGGCGGCGGGGGAAGGAGGGAGGAGGGGGCGGAGAGGAUCGGGUUGCGUCGCCCAUCGCCGCCAUCGACCCUCGCGCGCCUCUGCCCGACCUCGGCGCGCCGGCCGGCCUCUACUCCGACACGGUGGCCACGCGCACCAUGGCGGCCCGUUAG
This is a messenger RNA of Lolium perenne, 435 nucleotides long. NCBI's taxonomy places the organism in Eukaryota, Viridiplantae, Streptophyta, Magnoliopsida, Poales, Poaceae. The record is from RefSeq and is a predicted model, not a curated record.